This is a messenger RNA of Quercus robur (English oak), 1221 nucleotides long. Its product is annotated as RING-H2 finger protein ATL80-like. Bases 263 to 1000 code for a protein of 245 amino acids. The transcript has a single exon. NCBI's taxonomy places the organism in Eukaryota, Viridiplantae, Streptophyta, Magnoliopsida, Fagales, Fagaceae. The record is from RefSeq and is a predicted model, not a curated record.
UACUCUGCGGGUUUGUGCUUUUGUAACUGUUGCUGUAGGCAUCUUUCUCUUUCUUCUUUACUUCUCAGUUGUCUCCAUGAAACUACCUAACUAAUCGCCUAGACCCACCCACUCACCCACUUGCACCCACUUUCUUAAUUACACACACCUAAGUACUUUCUACUAAUCUUCUUCUACUAUAUAUAUAUAUCUCUCUCUCAUUUCUUUCUUAUUACUCCUCUAUAUUAUUCUAAUUGUUAUAUGAUAUUAUUAUAUAUGAGUGAUGACUCGGUCUAUAAUUAAAAGAACUCUGGUCGGAGGAAAUGGAACCACAGCCACAUCACCGCCAACGGUGGUGGCAGCUCCGCCUCCUGAAGCUCUGACUGUGGAGUCUGACUUCGUGGUCAUACUAGCGGCGCUUCUCUGCGCCCUCAUAUGCGUGGUGGGUCUCAUAGCGGUGGUACGGUGCGCCUGGCUGAGACGCGGCGGCACUAGUGGGAGUGGAAAUGGGUCUCCACCGCGAAGUUUGGCGAACAAGGGAGUGAAAAAGAAGGUUUUGCAGUCACUGCCAAAGUACACAUACGGCCACGGGGGGUCCACAAAGAUGGGAGUAGUAGUGGAAGAUGGAGUUGAAGGUGGAGAUGGAGAUGGAGAUGGAGAUGGAGAUGGAGGAGGAAGUGGAAGUGGAGGUGAGUGUGCUAUAUGUUUGGGUGAUUUUGUAAAAGGGGAAGAGAUCAGAGUGUUGCCUCAGUGUGGACACGCCUUCCAUGUGGGUUGCAUAGAUACUUGGCUUGCUUCUCACUCUUCUUGCCCAUCUUGCCGCCAGAUCUUGGUCCUCGUUAAUGCUAAUGCAGCUAGGUGUCACAAGUGCGGUCAGUUCCCAGCUAAUGCUAUUAAUACUAUUCAUGACCCUCCUCAGCCUCAGCCUCAAACUCCACCUGAUCGGACUAAUUUUAAUGCUGCUGCUUCUUCUUCUUCUUCUUCUUUUAUCAAUCUUAGUAUUCCUACUUUCUUGCCUUGACUUGAACAAACAAAAAUAGGCAUUUUUAUUUUAUUUUUUGAAGCAUCUACUGGUCUAAAAAAAAAAAAUUGGCUUAAUUUGCUCAGUUGUUGCUUUACUGUGUUGUAUAUGUAGUAUAAAUAAUUCUACACCCAUGUUUUUUUGGAUUCAUGACAGGAUCUCUACUCUAAUUAAAUCUGUAAUAAAUAAUAUGGUAUUUAUUUAAUUAUGUUGAACUUGAA